Chelonus insularis is the source of this 4407-nucleotide messenger RNA. It is a transcript of the gene Glut4EF, whose product is annotated as Glucose transporter 4 enhancer factor. Gene Ontology annotation, biological process: regulation of transcription by RNA polymerase II. Gene Ontology annotation, cellular component: nucleus. Bases 529 to 2463 code for a protein of 644 amino acids. The record is from RefSeq and is a predicted model, not a curated record. The transcript has 8 exons. Gene Ontology annotation, molecular function: RNA polymerase II cis-regulatory region sequence-specific DNA binding; DNA-binding transcription factor activity. Lineage: Eukaryota; Metazoa; Arthropoda; Insecta; Hymenoptera; Braconidae.
CACCCGGUCCGCUCAGCUGUGCGUCACAUGUUGAUAGAACAUUGGCCCAUUUUUUUCACUUUGUAAUUGUUUUAUUUAAUCAGUUUAUUCGUCAUUUAUUGUAUAAAUCCUUUAUGUUGAAAAUAUUAUGCGUAAGCAUAGUGCAACAUACAAUAUUAUCAUUAUUUGUGAAGUUGAAAAAAGUUAUCAAGUGAAGAGAGCGUCGUGACAAAUGCCAACGCACGUUCCUACCGCAACAGUGAAAACGCUGUAGGUGGUAACAGAUUGUUGGUAAAAAGUGAUUCUUAUUCUUUCAGAAAUUUCACUGAUUUAUAUUUGACAAAAAUAAAACUACAAUAUUUAAGUGCUUUUGUUGGUGUGACUCGUAAACAAAAUGUCGAAAAAAGUGCAGACGUUAUCACGCAAGGAAAAUAUAGAAACAAUAAUCCAAGCAAUAAUACUAUAGCGUUGUGUUUUUAUAAGAAGAAAUAAGACUUGUAGUAAAUUGUAAUAAUUUUAGUGAAUAUUUAUUGGAAAAAAGUGUCAAUAAUGUCGACCGGAAAGAGAUUAGCCAAGCGUAGCAUCAUUGGUACGAGGGUAUGCGCUCCAGGAAGUGAUGGGAAAUAUUACAGUGGUGUUAUUCAUGCUGUAAAGACACCGGCAUCGGCCUCGCCGGAAUCUGGCCUUCGAAUAACCCCUAAAACUCGUUAUUCAGUACAUUUUGACCCUCUACCUGGAGAUUGCCGGCCGCCAAGCCCUAGCACUGAGUAUGCAGAUCGUGAUCUCAUCGGGCCGGGCUUCGGUUCUGUCACUAAUGCGCGUCUCGUACCUGGACAGAAAGUAUACCUGACUUAUAAUGGUAGAGAAAUCCAUGCCGAAGUAACUCAGCACAAGGAGCACCUUGAAGAAGUUGAAGUUGCCAUUGGUGGACAAGAACAACCAUUAAAAAUAACAAAACGCAUCGACGAAAUCCGACUUUUGGAGUCACGAAAAAGCGCCAGAUUAGCUGAUCAAGAUACCGAUUUUGCUCGAUUAGCAGACAUGGCAGGAGAUCGAAAACGUGCUUCGUCUCAUUCUAUAGAUGUGCCACAUGUUCCUGGAUCAAGGAAACGUCGACCAAGUUCGGGUAAUGAUUCAGACCGUUUAUACCCAAAUGGCUGGCUAGUAGAUGGUAAUAUAAAAUUUGGACAUGGACAUGGAUGUGGACGUGAAGGAUGUCGCACAAAUGAACGUGGUGACUGCAUGGACGAGUGUACAGCCGCCCUCGUCUUGAUGUCAUUGUCAUGUUCACCACAUAGUCCUCACCAUUCCUUUCAGCCAGCUCACUGCCAAUCCAACAACAGUAACAAUAGCAUUAGGAACAAUAUCAACACUAGCAACUAUCGAGGAGAUACCGUCAUCGUGGGAUCUCCUGGAGCCAGUGGUACAUCGAAUAGUAGCAGCAGCUGUGAUGCAUCUUGGCGCACUGGAACCCCUUCACCGCCAUUAAGUGAUGAGGGUGCGCCUUCACAGGCAACAGCAUGGCCAAAUUCUCGUAAUGCUAGGAGUAGCAGUGCUAACACUACUCCAACCUUCCAGAAUCAACAUACUUUUGUGUUUAAUCUGUCCGGAUCAUCGGGAAGCACUCCCAAUUCUGAUGAAGGCAUUGUAACUGAUUACCUUGAGGAAAUGCACCCUAGAAAAAAGAAGAGAGAACACAAAAAUCAACCUGAAGAGCGUCCGAAAGACUAUAGCAAGACUGGAUAUGAUUUUGAAAAAUGUAUUUCGCCCGUUUCUACGAUGGUGUUUAAAUGUACGUGGCCUGGAUGCACUGAAAUUAGAACCACUUGUCCUCUUAUUGAGAAACAUGUUCGGCAAUCACAUCUUGGGCCCAAAAAAUCAAAAACAUGUGACAAAGACGAUGAUUUUGACAUGUCUGAUCAUGAAGAAGAAUUCUACUAUCAAGAAGUGGCAAUUAAUCACAUGAGUUCACCUCCCACUAUGUCUCAUAGAGACAUGGCAAGGCCACCCCAUGAAGAUCCAGAAUAUCAAAAACAACUACGAUUAGAGGCUAAUCCAAUACCCACUACUACAACCAUCAAUAAUCACAAUAACAGUAAUGAUAACAAUAACAAUACUAACAAUAGCAACAAUAUAAGCAGCAAUAGCAAUAAUAAUCCUGUACAUCAUAACAACAGUCAUUUGAAUUCCGCUCCUACGGUAAUACAUCCAACUAAAGAAAGGUUGUUUAACUUCAGAGUAUCACCAAUUCGUCCCAGAUCACCGGCAACCCCUAUGAAGACAAUGAAACAUUCUUCACGUCAAUUGAAUCAUCACAAUAUUAAUGUACUAGCUGUGACAACAGCUAUUGGAAAAAUGACAGCUUCUCCAAGAAGGGUAAGAGGUGACACGAAAAAAUGUAGGAAAAUUUAUGGGAUGGAGAAUAGAGAACAAUGGUGCACUCAAUGUAAAUGGAAAAAAGCUUGUGUUCGGUUCGCCGAAUAAAAUAGACUUUCGUCCCGUCCUUAACGUGAACGAAUAGUUUAUUCGUUUUAUCAAUAAUAGUUAAAUUUUUUUUGUUAUAAUUUAUUAAUUUAUUGUUAAAAAAAUGUAUUACGCCAAUUGCCAUUUCAAAGCAAUUUAAGUAUUCUUUGAAUUUUUUACUCGGUUUUUAUUGUAGUUAUAUCAUGAUGUUUAAUCGUGGCAAUCGCCGAGUAUUGAUUACAUGCAAUUUCGUAAAAAUAACGAACAAAACUUAUAUUAACGGAGUAAUAUGUACAACUUGAUAAAAGAAAUAUUAACUAAAAAAAAAUCGUGAUAAAAUUUAUAGUAGGGCUGCAUAUAUUUUUUAAUAAUUACACUCUUGUAAUGCCCUACACGUUGUUAAUAAAAUGAUAUAAAAAUAAAAAAAAAAAUAAAUAAAGAAUCUGAUAUUAGAUAUUUGACGGGACGAAACAUAAUACUAAAAACAUAAUUUUAGACACCAAUGUUUCAUACUGCCAGAGAAAUAAAUGAAAUGUUGAUUAUCAAAAAAAGCGUAAAUGUUAAUCAACAAACAAAUAGAUAAGAAAGAUUAAAACAAUUAAUAAAAUGAAUAAGUAGAAUCAAAUAAUAAUUAUAAUAUUAAUAAUGAUAAUUAACCGCGUAUAUUGAUACGUGAUAAGAAAUUUUUAUUUAACAAAAAUUUAAUGAAUUAUUGCUUUUUAUAUUAUGCACUAAUAUAUAUGGUUUGUUAAUGAUUAUUUUUACUGAAUUUAUCAGUGUACAGAUCUAUAAACAAACAUAUAUAUGUUGUCAUAUAUAUAUAUAUAUUAUAUGAACAAAAUACGUAAACUAUAAGAAUGAUGCGGAAUUUUCCGUAACUUAUAAAUCUAUAUAAAUAAUGAUUUAAUGCGGAUUUACGCGUUCUAAAUUAAAUAUAUACCUGUAUAGAAAUCACCAAUUAACACAGAUAUAUAUUCACGAGAAACACUUAUUUAGUACAAUGAGAAUGAUUAUAUAUUGUUGCAGUUAAUGACAACGAAAGAUAUCGUAUAAUACAAGAGGUAUGAUUUGUCCUAUGCCAGUAGAGUAUUCGUGCCUGAUAAACACAAUAUUUAAACAAAUGAUCAUUAUUUUCUCCUUCUCUCAUCCAUUGAUUAAUUUUUAAUUACACAUGUUUAUUAAUUUUUUUUUUUUUUAAAUUACACUAUGAUUAACAUAAACUAAUAUUUUUCUUGAAUUUACGAAGAUGGCAAAUCAGAAUGUUAUGAAAAACUAAAAUAGUACUGGGAGAUAACUGAAUGUUUUUAUCGAAAAAAAAAAAUAUAUAGCAAGUAAAUACCGUCCACAAUACAUAUAAUAAAAUUAAUCAUAGUUACGAUAUCAAUAUUCACAGUAUCAAUGACAUUGAAAAAUAAAUUGUAUACUUUUUUAAUUAAUAAAUUAGAUUUAUAAAUAUAAUAGGGUAGAAAUAUAUAAACAUACAUUAUUUGUAUUUCAUAAGGAAUUUAACAAAAAAUUAUUGUGGGUGUUGUAAUAAUUUAGUGAAUGCAAUUUGUAGAUAAAUAGGAGAGAGCGAGAAAAAAAGAUUAUAUUAUUGCAUAAUAAUUAUGUGCGAAUAUUAUCAUUUGGCCGGGAUACAUCAUACCACACACGAUCUCAUAUCUAUUUAAAAUAACAAUAAUAAUAAUACUAUUACUAAUAAUAAUAAUAAUUAGAGAUAUUGAAAAUAUUAUUAAUCAUAAUCAUUAUCAUCAUUAUAAGAAAAAAAUUUUAAGAAAGUAGAAAUGAUAGAUAUUGUCAUGAUAAUCGUUUAGGAAAAUUAUUAGCAAUAACUAAGUGAUUGAAUCACUAUAGUAGUGAUGAUAAUAAGAGAAUUUUAAAUAAUUUUAUAUUUUAUCAUAUUACGACAUUAAAAAUUUUAAUCAUGUUUUUUAUUCAAUUAUUUACUUUCAUAUUCGAAAUCAU